Messenger RNA from Elephantulus edwardii (Cape elephant shrew), 831 nucleotides. RefSeq names its product dickkopf WNT signaling pathway inhibitor 2 (gene DKK2). Gene Ontology annotation, molecular function: co-receptor binding; receptor antagonist activity. The transcript is spliced from 4 exons. NCBI's taxonomy places the organism in Eukaryota, Metazoa, Chordata, Mammalia, Macroscelidea, Macroscelididae. Gene Ontology annotation, biological process: multicellular organism development; negative regulation of canonical Wnt signaling pathway. The coding region runs from base 29 to 811 and encodes 260 amino acids. The record is from RefSeq and is a predicted model, not a curated record. Gene Ontology annotation, cellular component: extracellular region.
CUUCUCUGGCGACCUCUCGCUGGGAGAGAUGGCUGCAAUGAUGCGGGGCAAGGAUUCUUCCCGAUGCCUGCUCCUACUGGCCGCGGUGCUGAUGGUGGAGAGCUCACAGAUGGUGGGAAGCUCGCGGCCCAAAAUCAACUCCAUCAAGUCCUCUCUGGGCGGGGAGAUGCCUGCCCAGGCGACCAAUCGAUCUGUGGGCAUAUAUCAAGGACUGGCUUUCGGCGGCAGUAAGAAGGGCAAAAACCUGGGGCAGGCUUACCCUUGUAGCAGCGAUAAGGAAUGUGAAGUUGGGAGGUAUUGCCACAGUCCCCACCAAGGAUCAUCAGCCUGCAUGGUAUGCAGGAGGAAAAAGAAGCGCUGCCACAGAGAUGGCAUGUGUUGUCCUGGCACCCGUUGCAAUAAUGGUAUCUGCAUCCCAGUCACUGAGAGUAUCCUUACUCCACACAUCCCAGCUCUGGAUGGCACUCGGCACAGAGAUCGAAAUCAUGGUCACUAUUCAAACCACGAUUUGGGAUGGCAGAAUCUAGGAAGACCACAUUCUAAGGUUUCACACAUAAAAGGGCAUGAAGGAGACCCCUGUCUACGAUCAACAGACUGCAUUGAAGGGUUUUGCUGUGCCCGUCACUUCUGGACCAAAAUCUGCAAGCCAGUCCUCCAUCAAGGGGAAGUCUGUACCAAACAGCGAAAGAAGGGCUCUCAUGGGCUGGAAAUUUUCCAGCGAUGUGACUGCGCUAAAGGCCUUUCCUGCAAAGUAUGGAAAGAUGCCACCUACUCCUCCAAAGCCAGACUUCACGUGUGUCAGAAAAUCUGAUAACCAGUGGGGGAAAUCAU